AUGAGCUACACAGCCGACCAGUCAAACGACGCCAGCCCCACGUUGCGCGCUCGCCGUUCCUACCCCUCCUCGUGCCAGCCCCCACCCGCCGACGCCUCUUACGCCCAGCUCGACACCAAGUUCGCCUUCCCUUUGCUCGACCUGCCCUCGGAGAUCAUCCUCGUCGUCAUCGCCCACGUCGACGAGCGCAACCUGUCGCCGACCUUUCCCACCGGACCCUCCCCCGAACUCUUGAACCUCGCCUCGACGAACCGCAAGUUCAACGAGCUAUGCCGGCCGCUCAUCUGGCGCACAGUGCGGUACACACCUGCGACGCACUUCAGGCCGACCGAGUACCGCGAGAUGAGGAGCCUGGCGACAUUCUGGGACAUCCUGCGGGAACGGGACAAAGCAGGAACGCCUCUCCCCGUCCUUGCUCUCUCGCUCGACGAGGUGUACUCGCACGACGGACCGCUCGGCGUCGAACACGAACUGGUUGCAGACGAGCAGGAGGUGGCUCUCGAGAUCUUCGACUACCUCGCCCGGUCUACCCUCCAGGUCUUCUUCGGCAAAGAGUUCAUGCUGUCCUUGGCAGGCGGACAUCGCCUCCUCGACAUCAUCGCAGCCUCGCCGACACUGUCUGCAGUCCGGCUGAACCAGGUCUCAUGCUGGCCGCCGUUGCUCAACCUGAACGAACGAAUUAAUCGACUCGCGAAAGUCAAGACGCUGCAGAUCAUGCACAGCGACCCUGGCUUUUUCCAACUCGUUCACGUCACGCCCAAUCUCGACUCGCUUCUGCUCUGGCCUAGCUCAAGGCGCGUCGCGAUCUUCAUGGACUCGAUCAAGACGAUGCUGCCUCAGCUGCGAAACCUCUCGCUCGACUCGGUGCACGGAGCGAGCGCGUUCCGGAAGCUCGCCGACGAGAUCCUCCGACUCUCCUAUUCGGGCCUGACCCUCCCGCUCGAAGAGCUCUUCCUCGAAGGACCCCUCUCCAGCGUCGACUUCGCCAUCCUCGUCUCCUCCCUUGCACACCUUCCCAACCUUCGCCGACUCGCGCUGUACCAGUGCCGCAACCCGACUCCUACGCUGUUCGACCAGCUCCACAAGGUCGUACCGCAGCUGAGGGCGCUCACGAUCGUUGCUGGCGACUGCCACGAGGGCGAAGAAUGGCCCGAGGAUCUCGAAGCUUACCUCCCGUCCCUCUCGCGCUUCACCGAUCUCCGCUUCUUCGCCUUCGACCGCCGCUCACCGACGCCUGUCGACCAAGCUGGUGAACCCGUCUACGCUGCACAGUCGCAGCUUGAGUUUGCGGCGCUGAGUCGCGUUGGAAAGGUCUGCUCGACGUUGACGGAGGCGGUCGCUAUCGUUAGCGAUGUAAGCGAGGGAAUGACGGGCUAUUUCGCCCGUUACGAGCGGGAGAAGGGGCGGACGAGGAUCAACCUUCGCCUCAAGACCGUCAACGAUUUCCUCAUUAGCUGGGAAAGAUGGGUCCGGGUUGAGGAGGACUGA
This is a messenger RNA of Rhodotorula toruloides NP11, 1488 nucleotides long. RefSeq names its product F-box domain, cyclin-like domain containing protein. Lineage: Eukaryota; Fungi; Basidiomycota; Microbotryomycetes; Sporidiobolales; Sporidiobolaceae. Bases 1 to 1488 code for a protein of 495 amino acids. Gene Ontology annotation, molecular function: protein binding. The record is from RefSeq and is a predicted model, not a curated record. The transcript is spliced from 7 exons.